Drosophila grimshawi is the source of this 7787-nucleotide messenger RNA. RefSeq names its product early endosome antigen 1 (gene mud). NCBI's taxonomy places the organism in Eukaryota, Metazoa, Arthropoda, Insecta, Diptera, Drosophilidae. The coding region runs from base 148 to 7119 and encodes 2323 amino acids. The record is from RefSeq and is a predicted model, not a curated record. The transcript is spliced from 12 exons.
AGAUUGUCAAGAAUACUAGUAAAUUAAAAUAUGUUUGUAUAGACAUUCCAAAUAGUAAGAAGUUAAUGACGCAAGCGCGCAUUCCAUGCUAAUAUUCUUUUGUGUCCUUUGUAUUUUUUUUUUUUGUUGUGUUAAAUAUAAGUUAAAAUGGAACUGCGUGUGUGGAAAACAUUAUUGUUGCAGUGGGUGCAAAAAUGCAAUUUCAUAGAAAACAUUUCAUGUCUCGAAGAUUCUGAUAUUGAGGCAUUUUUUGCCAAUAUGCAGUAUGCUGGAGUUGAACUAGCCACCAAACAGCCGGAGUCGCCCCUAAACAUUACCCCGUUUCUGGGGUCACUAAAAACAUUUCUUCAAGAUAACUAUCCAGAUUUUGAGCCACAUUUUGAGCACGAUGGCCGCAUAGCAAACGAAGAUUACAUUUAUGUGUACACACUUCUUAUGCACUACACGUGCAUUCAGAGUCCGAUCACAUAUUUUCAUAAUAUCUGCAACGAUUUACCGAAAACAAUGCAGCAGUGCAUCGUUGUAUUCUUCGAGCAGAUUGUCAACGACCCGGAGCUGACUCGCAAUCGUUUGCGCCGGAUCAUUCGCAAUAUUCGGGAAGAUGCUGAAAUAAAUACAAACAGUUCAGUGUCGGCACUGGCCAGCAGCACGACGGACUCGACGCCAAUCGACAAUGAUGCGAUUGGGUGUGCGAAUCCUGUGACGCCGUCGCCCGUCCAAAAAAAGCUGCACAGUUUAUGUGACUCCAGCCAAAUGCCGGUUCCGUCAACACCAAGAACUGAGCUGCUCGAACAGCGUACGCGUGAGCUGCUUGGAUUGAGGGCUGAGUUGGCAACGGAGCGGUAUGAAAAGACUUUUCUAGAGGAGCAAAUCAUAGAAGACGAAAAAUUGAUUAAUUCGCUUAGUGAAAGGAACAAGCAAUUGGCCCAGAUGAAAGCCGUCCUUCAAAAAGAAAACGACGAGGAAAAUUGCGCGAAUAGCAUUGUGACCAAUGAAGUAGACAACCUAAAGCGACAACUUCAAAAGGAGCUAAGCAACAAGGAUGAUAUUAUUGCCGAACGCGACGAACAGAUGCUUGAGCUGAAAGCCAAACAUGACAAAGUUUCUGCCAAGCUGAAGCUUUCAGAGAAACAGUUGCGGGUCUGUAUUGAGAAAAUAAAUGUACUGGAGCUGCAUUCGGAGAGCUUUGCUCCCAUGUUGACCAUAAAGGAGGAGACCAUUGCCUGUCUGCAGCGCGACAAACUGGAGCUAGAACAGUGUCUAAAAGAGACUCGUGACGAGCUGCAUAAGGGACGCGAGGUGCUGAAUGCUUCAUCGGAUCUGCUGGAUACCUCACAGUCGGCCAGCAGUAUGAAUACCACACCGGAAACCCUGGCUUGCUCCGUUAUAGAUAAACAAUUGCGCGAGAAGGAGCAGGAGAAUGAAGAACUGCGUGAGCAACUGACGUCCAUCAGGGUGGCAACUGCAUGCAUUGUGGAUGGCAUUUUAAAGAUCGCACAGCAGCAUCAAGUGGAGAUACCAACAAAACCCAAUGAUGAUGUGCAACUCUUAAACUUAAUUCGGCGCAGUAUGGAGAAGUUGUCCUCUAGCUUUGUGCAAGAGGAGCAACGUGUGAAGGAACUGCAGGAUCAGUUCAACAUACAGAUUCAGCAAUGUGCGCACCACGAAGAGAACAUUCAGCAUCUAAAGAACAACGCUGAGAAGCUGGCUAAGGAGUUAGAGGACAGUCAGUCCAACUUGAAGACUAGCAAUGAGAAGUUACAGAAUAACGAAAUUGAAAUCACGAAAAAAGAUAAGGAACUUCUGCAGCUGAGCGAAGAAUUGAUUAAAUUCGGCAAUCAAGAACGUACUCUACAAGAUCGCAUUGCCACUGAAUCCGAACUAUCACUUAAGCAGUGCCAGAUGCUGUCCGAGCAAGAGAAGAUUAUUCAAACUCAGGAAUUAAAGUUGGCUGAGCAGCAGGCGAAGCUAACCGACGCUCAAAAUCAGUUGAAACGUUUCCUUGACCGAGUCAGUGCCCAAGUUAAUACGAAGAUAGCUUCAAUGUCAAGCGGCGAAAACGGCUUAAAGGAAGUGGAAAAUGUGCUGAUGAGAAUGUGCAAUCAAUUGGAAGAGUCCAAGGUGGAGAUGGCUGCCAAAUGUGAACAGCUCACUGCUCAAGACCACUUUUUGAUGCAAAUGCUAAAAACACUCAAUGCACACAUCGAGCAACCAAUCGGUCCUAACAACAUUGUAACUCUUCCCAAAAACCUUCAAUUCUUGAACAUGAAACUUGCCCUGUUCGUCUCGAAAUAUGAGCAUCUCCACGCUAAAUGUAAUUCUUUGGAAAGUGAUAAUCUGCAGACGGUAGAAAAUAUGAGGCAGCUAGUAAGCGAGCUGGAAGAAAAUACCAUAAUACGUAAGCAAUUGGAAAAGCAGUGCGAUGAGCUAAUGCAGCAAAUGCAGCAGAAGUCUGAGGAAUGCGAAAAAAUAACUCAACAGUUGCAAAGUGAGAAAGCAAACAAGACUACCAUUCAAAGCGAACUUGGCAAAGAGUUGCAGACGCUAAAGCUGACGUGUCAGGAUUUGAAAAUGACCAAGGAGCAACAGUUGCUCGACCGAGAAUCUCUCCAAAAAGGUUUGCAAAAGCAGUGCGAUGAGCUAAUGCAGCAACUGCAGCAGAAGUCUGAGGAAUGCGAAAAGAUAACUCAACAGUUGCAAAGUGAGAAAGCAAACAAGACUACCAUUCAAAGCGAACUUGGCAAAGAGUUGCAGACGCUAAAGCUGACGUGUCAGGAUUUGAAAAUGACCAAGGAGCAACAGUUGCUCGACCGAGAAUCUCUCCAAAAAGGUUUGCAAAAGCAGUGCGAUGAGCUAAUGCAACAACUGCAGCAGAAGUCUGAGGAAUGCGAAAAGAUAACUCAACAGUUGCAAAGUGAGAAAGCAAACAAGACUACCAUUCAAAGCGAACUUGGCAAAGAGUUGCAGACGCUAAAGCUGACGUGUCAGGAUUUGAAAAUGACCAAGGAGCAACAGUUGCUCGACCGAGAAUCUCUCCAAAAAGGUUUGCAAAAGCAGUGCGAUGAGCUAAUGCAGCAACUGCAGCAGAAGUCUGAGGAAUGCGAAAAGAUAACUCAACAGUUGCAAAGUGAGAAAGCAAACAAGACUACCAUUCAAAGCGAACUUGGCAAAGAGUUGCAGACGCUAAAGCUGACGUGUCAGGAUUUGAAAAUGACCAAGGAGCAACAGUUGCUCGACCGAGAAUCUCUCCGAAGAGGUUUGCAAAAGAAGUGCGAUGAGCUAAUGCAGCAACUACAGCAGAAGUCUGAGGAAUGCGAAAAGAUAACUCAACAGUUGCAAAGUGAGAAAGCAAACAAGACUACCAUUCAAAGCGAACUUGGCAAAGAGUUGCAGACGCUAAAGAUGACUUGUCAGGACUUGGAAAUGACCAAGGAGCAACAGUUGCUCGACCGAGAAUCUCUCCGAAGACGUUUGCAAAAGAAGUGCGAUGAGCUAAUGCAGCAACUGCAGCAGAAGUCUGAGGAAUGCGAAAAGAUAACUCAACAGUUGCAAAGUUCGAAAGCAAGCAAGACUACCAUUGAAGGUGAACUUGGCAUGGCGCUUCAGAAGCUCGAGCUGGCGGAGAAGACUAAGGAGCAACAGUUGCACGAUCGAGAAUCUCUUAUAGAAGAUUUGCAAAAGAAGUGCGAUGAGCUAAUGCAGCAACUGCAGCAGAAGUCUGAGGAAUGCGAAAAGGUAACUCAACAGUUGCAAAGUGAGAAAGCAAGCAAGACUACCAUUGAAGGUGAACUUGGCAUGGCGCUUCAGAAGCUCGAGCUGGCGGAGAAGACUAAGGAGCAACGGUUGCACGAUCGAGAAUCUCUUAUAGAAGAUUUGCAAAAGAAGUGCGAUGAGCUAAUGCAGCAACUGCAGCAGAAGUCUGACGAAUGCGAAAAGAUAACUCAAGCAUUGCAAGUGGAGAAAGCAAGCAAGACUACCAUUCAAAGUGAACUUGGCAUGGAGCUUCAGAAGCUGGAGUCGGCGUGUCAGGCGUUGGAAAUGAUCAAGGAGCAACAGUCGCACGAGCGAGAAUCACUCGUAUUGGAUAUACAAAAACUGCACGAUGAACUGAAAGUUAAGAAGCUGAAAAUUUUGACGGUUGAAGAGGAGCAAAAUCGGCAGUUGGUGCAAAAGAACACUGUCGAGAAGGAACUGGAAACAGUCAAGGCAACGCUUGCACAACGGGAGCUACAACUGGAGCAAAGUAAAACGCAGCUGGACACUUACACCAAGCGCUUGGAGAGAACAGUCAUUAAGCUGGGGGAACAGCAAGCUGUUGUAUCCAAAACUCAACGUGAAUUAGUUCAGAUCAAGUUCGCACAGGAGGAGCAAGCAAAACUUCUCAAUGCAAUGCAACAUGAGAAGGAGGGCUUGCAGUUGGAACUGCGAACAAGCAAGGAGCGUGCAAAUCGAUCGGAGGAGAAGCUGUCUAGCCUAGAACAGCAGUACAUGAAGAUACAGAGUUUAGAGCAGCAGCAAGAGCGGAAGAUAAAGCUUGAGAAAGUGCGCGACAUUGCUGACAAGAAGAUGAUUUUGGUAACCGAGGAGGAGAAUACCCGUCUGCGCCUUCAGAUUGGCGCCCUAAACUCGGACAUUGUACAGCAACAGAAGCGAAUUGGGGACUUAACUGACGAACUACAACUGGCCAACGAUACCAUUGCUAAAGUGAGGCAGGAGCUGGAGGCGAAUAAGGCGCUGCAGUGUGAUUUGGAUGAUAAGUUGAAACAUCUGAAAUCUGAGUGCGAAAAGGCAAACGAACGCGAAUCGCAUUAUCAGCGCAAACUGAAGGCACUGAAGGACGAGCUAGAAGAGAGCCUUGCCGAUAAUAUUGAUAUUCGCAACAGCAAGGAAACCAUGCUGGACACUUUGCACAAGGAGAAUCGCAUGGUACUGGACCAAAUGAAUAAGCAGAAGGCUAAAGAACAUCAGAUGGAGCUCGAUUGCCAGAUAUUGCAGGCCAAGUAUCGCGAUGCGAAAGAAGAGAUUGGUCGCUGUGAGCAAAAACUCAAGGAUCAGCGUCUCGAAAUGGAGGGCAAAUUAGAAAAGAUGAAAUCCAAAAUGCGGGCAUUGUACAAGGCGGAAGUGAUCCGAAUGAAGGAGAAGCAGGAGCGCGAUGCGACCAGCAACAAGGCGGAACUGGAAAAACUGACUGCACAGAACAACAAGUAUGACGAACAUACGCGUGCUCUAUCUGCUCAGAUUGUGCGUCUGAACGAAAUCAUUUUGGAGCAACAAAAGCAGCAUGCCAUACUCAGCACCAAGCUGCGCCACCUACACGAGACCGAAUCGGCGGCUUCCGCUUCUUCUCCCAGCGAUGACUGGCACCCGUUUAAGCGGCCAAGCGCCCCAUCUGCCAAUCUGGGCAGCAAUCUGGCCAUGGAAGAUGAGGAGGGUGAGGUGUUUAAUAACACCUACCUCACAGAUCUUAAGCUUGGCCGUGUCCCGGACAUAACCACUGAAGAAUUGCAAUAUCGCAACUCGUUGCAACCGCCGCAUUUGAAGAGCACAUAUGCGGCACAGUAUGACUUGGGUAGCCAAGAAAGCGAUCUCAAAGACGGGCCACAUGGCCUGGACGACAGCAUGAGCGCGCUGCUGAGCACAACGGGUGGCAACUGUACCGGUACGCGUAAAAAGUCGAUGGGUACACAUUACAAGCGGCCAGGUCCACCAACGCCAAGUAAAAAUGGUGGGCGACUUUCAUUUGGAAGCUCGGAACCAGCGCGUGAAAUAUUGCGCGAAACCUAUGACAAUAAUGGUAGCACCAAGACGCCGGCGCGCUUCAAAAUCUUUGCGUCACGGUUCAGCAUGGGCAGCAGCGGCGCCACUGGUGGUGGUGGACAAUGCCUGCCACGCGACGAGCAGCGGCACUCUCAUCGUAAAAAAAAAGUGUUGCCGCUAAAUCAACGCCGCAAUCCGCGCCUGCGAGAAGAGGGCGUUUUUUGCACCUCGACGCCGCGCACGAGUCGCUCCUACUUCGAUAAUUUGCGUCGAAAUCUGCUAUCUGAUGCGGCGAUAGUGGCUCAACAGGAGGUUCAAGAAGGCACCACACCACAUUUAUCCAACGCUAUGCCCCUAAUAAUGAAUAACCCCCAGGUCCGCAGGCUGACCUUGUGCAGACGGCCUCCAGUGUCAUCCGCCAGUUCAACGGCCAGCGGUGUCUCAUCGCACAAUAGGCGCAAGCGAAAAAGCACUGCACGAAAAUCCGUGUGCCCGCAUGGAAAUAUUUUUGUAAUGGACAGGCGACGUGGCGUGUUGCCGGCAACGGGAAGUCAGCAGCGCUUGCAGCAGCGCACCAAGGGAAAACAAAAUCGCAUUCAAUGCUUUGAUCAGGCUAGGCAUAUGGGCGACAAUAGCAGCGAGAUCGAAUCCGAGUCGGAGCAAAAAACCAACGAUAACAACAAUUAUAGCAGCCACAAUCGCAAUAAAGCAACAUACUCCAACUUGACGGAGCUGGAGGAGUCGCAACAGCCGCAGAUGGCGCUGGACGUCACGCAGGAGGGCAACAACUAUAUACAACAACUACAUCAACAAUUUGAAGCGGAUCAUGUUUGCGCAUGGCUUAAUGGCGCCGCCAACGUCUCUGCCGCCAAUGCCACUGAGCAUAGCCACGAUUUUCACUUUGACCAGCUAUGCCUUCAAACCGAAUCGACAGCUCCGUUUGAGCUGCAGCCGCUGCAAUAUGAUGAAUUACCAUCAAACACUGAGCAACAAAAUGAUGUUGGAGCGAUCGUUUUGCCAACUAAUAUCACUGCCAUCAGCACAUCGAACGUCAGUUACACGACCAACGUCUCGUCGUGUCAAUCGUGGACCACAUUAUCUUCGGUUGCCGUCCGUUCCCAUGCCUUGCCGGAGGUCACUUUGAUGCCCUGCAAGCACUCCAGUACCGCUCCAGAGUGGCGAGUGGUGUAUCAGCCGCAUGCCAAUAUUUUAUCGCAACUCGGGCAUUGCAUUGGUAUCAGAAAAUGUCUAGUGCUUGUAGUGUUCAUACUUUUGAUAUUGAUGUUCCCCAGCAAAAUGAGCAUCUCAGCAGCUAUAGGAAUAUUACUUGUAUACCUGAUUGUCGAGCGCUUCUACAGAUAGCGGAUGUGUGACGCAGUUUGACGACAGCAGGGGCAUCAUGCACAUACAUACAGAAAUCAAUUUUCAAUUCAAGUGUUUCAAGUGUUAUGUAUAAUUUGACAUUAAUAAAUUCCGUUAUAUUCCACUACAGAACUCGCCACCCAAACGACGCCUCAGCAAUAUAUUUAAACGCAAGUAGGCGUGCUUCACAGCCCAGCCAUUGAGAUCACAAAACCUUAAGCGUCCUUUUGUACAGUUGAACUCGGGUUGAAUGGCACCCAGCAGAGUGGAAAAAGCUGAAAAUAAUUCGAUUAUCAUAUUAAUUUAUAGCUUAAGUCAAUUAGCAUAUUCAGUAUAUAUUUUGCUUAUAGGAUAUCCAUUACUUAUAUUAUAAUUUUUUUUUGUUUUUGCAUUUGAUAAAAUGAUAUGUUAAUAGAUUACCCAAUGUCUUCGAAAUAUGUCAAUGAAAUAUGAUAAACGUUGCUUAUGCCAUCUAUGUAGAUUUUCAUGUUUGUAUGUAUAUAAUUUUGUAUGCUUCUUUGACACGUCAAAUGAUGCGAUAAUGCCAUAUUUUCCAUACUUUUUUCAUGCAACAAUAAAUUGAUCGGUCAACCAGAAAAAUUGUACACAUAUCAAUAAUGUAUAUAUAAGAAUGCAUAGUUUCAUAUUACUAAUUCCACAUGUUAUUA